AUGAGCUUCAAAAUUCCCAUUUUAAACGAAAAUAAAAAUCUCAAUUUAAGCAACCUCAAUCUUACAAUGUCUGAUGAACUAGCCGAGGAUAGCAAGGGAAGCAGAACUUUUCACAUAGAGUUGUAUUCGACAUGGAACGAGUCUAGAUCUGAUAGAUGCUUUCACAUUCGACUAUCUUAG
Molecule: messenger RNA, 180 nt
Organism: Clunio marinus
Lineage: Eukaryota; Metazoa; Arthropoda; Insecta; Diptera; Chironomidae
Source: the annotation of a GenBank genome assembly